This is a messenger RNA of Brassica oleracea var. oleracea, 935 nucleotides long. Its product is annotated as proteasome subunit beta type-2-A-like. Gene Ontology annotation, cellular component: proteasome core complex; cytosol; proteasome core complex, beta-subunit complex. NCBI's taxonomy places the organism in Eukaryota, Viridiplantae, Streptophyta, Magnoliopsida, Brassicales, Brassicaceae. Gene Ontology annotation, biological process: proteasomal protein catabolic process. The coding region runs from base 179 to 793 and encodes 204 amino acids. The transcript has 3 exons. The record is from RefSeq and is a predicted model, not a curated record. Gene Ontology annotation, molecular function: peptidase activity.
CCAUAUAUCUCGAAAUUACCCCUGGCUAUGUUGUAGAAUUACCCGAGCACCCGUCUUGUUCCUCAAGUCGCUUUGAUCCAAGCUCUUAUAUCUCCAUCGACCAGGAGGAAAGGAACAAAUCGGAAAAGAUCGAAGUAACUCAAAAACAACUUUUGUCUCGCGAAAAACAGAUCUGAAGAUGGAGUGCGUGUUCGGUCUUGUCGGUAAUGGAUUCGCAAUCGUGGCGGCGGAUACAUCGGCGGUUCACAGUAUCCUUGUCCACAAGAACAACGAGGACAAGAUCAUGCUGCUUGACUCACACAAGCUCAUUGCCGCAAGCGGCGAGCCUGGUGACCGGGUUCAAUUUACUGAGUAUGUACAGAAGAAUGUGUCACUGUAUCAGUUCAGAAACGGGAUCCCCUUGACUACCGCUGCUGCUGCCAACUUCACUCGUGGUGAGCUCGCCACUGCUUUGAGAAAGAAUCCCUACUCUGUGAACAUCCUGAUGGCUGGCUACGACAAAGAAGCAGGCGCAUCUCUAUACUACAUUGACUACAUUGCAACUCUUCACAAGGUUGACAAGGGAGCAUUCGGUUACGGCUCAUACUUCUCUCUCUCCACGAUGGACAGGCACUUCCGCAGCGACAUGUCCGUUGAAGAAGCCAUUGAACUGGUGGACAAAUGCAUAGUUGAGAUCAGGUCAAGGCUGGUGAUUGCACCACCAAACUUUGUGAUCAAGAUCGUGGACAAGGAUGGAGCUCGUACUCACGCUUGGCGUCAGUCUGUUCAAGAUGUCACCACUGCUUCUGUCUAAGUCUGUUAUGUUGUGUUUUCUACUAAGCUGGCAUUAGCUUUUUUAUUUUAUUUUCAACUUUAGAAGAGCUUAUAUUACAUGUGUUAAACUUUGAAAUGACUUUCUUAUGAGAGAACAACCUAAACAUGUUCUUGUUCCACUA